ACCCACCUCGUGUGUUGCCCUCCUGCUCCCUCGCCUUUCCUCAUCCCCCCCCCCCCCCCCUCCGCUCCGCUCCCUCCCUCCCUCCCUCUUCACAACCACCUCCCCUCACCUCCCCCCUCCAUCUUCGCGUGCCCAAGAAAGGGGCCGGAGGCGUGAGCGCGGAGCUGCAGCAGCCGGAUCGGAUCGGCCACCAUUCGCCACCCGAGGCGGCGGCACGGCCGCAGGAACUCCUUCGGAUCGGCACCCGAGGCUCGGCUCCAGAGUCAAGCGCUGAGAUGUACAAGUUGAUUAUUGCUUCCGUCUAGAAACACUCCAGAGCAAUCCCUGCCCUGUUACCGUGAUCUGUAAUCCCUGUUCCUCAAGUGGAACGGUUUCGGAGCAGUCUAGAAAGGUUAUCGGUGACAAUUUGGCAGGCUUACGCUUCUUCCAGCUUUGCUUGUUCACCUCGCCACCGCCCAGCACAAAAAGCAAAAAAGAAACCAGCUUAGCAGAUGUCGUUCCGCAGCAUAGUUCGCGAUGUCCGGGAUGGUAUCGGAAGCCUCUCGAGGCGGAGCUUCGAGGUGACCAUCUCCGGCCUGUCCGGUCUCACCGGCCACCACAGGGGCAAGCACCAGAGCACGGUGCACGAGCUCCGCGACGCCGACCUCAUAGUGCAGGAGAGCCGCUGGGCUAGCCUCCCGCCGGAACUCCUCCGCGACGUCGUCCGGAGGCUGGAGGCAAGCGAGAGCACCUGGCCUUCCCGCAAGCAUGUGGUGUCCUGCGCGGCCGUAUGCAAGGCGUGGAGGGAGAUGUGCAGGGAGAUCGUGACGAGCCCGGAGUUUUGCGGAAAGCUCACCUUCCCCGUAUCUCUAAAGCAGCCAGGCCCUCGAGAUGGAAUGAUUCAGUGUUUCAUAAAGCGAGAUAAAUCAAAGUCCACUUACCAUCUCUACCUAUGCCUGAGUAAUGCGGUACUUGCGGAGAAUGGCAAAUUCCUCUUAUCUGCUAAAAGGAACCGCAAGACAACCUGCACAGAAUAUGUGAUCUCAAUGGACGCUGAAAACAUCUCAAGAUCAAGCAGCACCUAUAUUGGGAAACUGAGGUCAAACUUCCUCGGCACAAAAUUCGUAGUGUACGACACGCAGCCCCCCUACAAUGGGGCUAUAGUUCCUUCAGUUGGACGGAGUAGCCGGAGAUUCAACUCCAAGAAAGUGUCUCCCAAGGUGCCAUCCGGUAGCUACAACAUAGCUCAGGUGUCUUACGAGCUAAAUGUUCUUGGCACGAGGGGCCCUAGGCGGAUGAAUUGCAUCAUGCACUCCAUACCUGCCUCCUCUGUCGAGCCCGGCGGCACAGUCCCUGGGCAGCCUGACCAGAUCAUGGCCCGAGCCCUAGAGGACUCGUUUCGCAGCAUGAGCUCCUUCUCCAAGUCAUCCAUCAUGGACCGGUCCACCGAUUUCAGCAGCUCGCGUUAUUUCAGCAGCUCCCGGUUUCUUUCGGACAUUGCCGGAGGCGCGAUAAGCCGUGACGAAGACGGAGAGAACAAGGAGAGGCCGCUGGUGCUCCGCAACAAGGUUCCGAGGUGGCACGAGCAGCUGCAGUGCUGGUGCCUCAACUUCCGCGGCCGCGUGACCAUCGCCUCGGUGAAGAACUUCCAGCUGAUCGCGGCGCCGAGCCAGCCGCCGCCAGCCCCGGCAGGUGCCCCGACCCCGACCCCGUCGCAGCCUGCCCCGGCGCCGGAGCAGGACAAGAUCAUCCUGCAGUUCGGCAAGGUGUCCAAGGACAUGUUCACCAUGGACUACCGCUACCCGCUGUCGGCGUUCCAGGCCUUCGCCAUGUGCCUGAGCAGCUUCGACACGAAGCUGGCCUGCGAGUAAAUCCGGCUGACGGCGGUAGCUCGUAGGAUGCAUUUGAGGGGAAGGGAAGAAAAAGUAGACGCGGAGCGCACGCCUUUUGUUUCCGCCUUCAUUGUUGCUUUGUUUGUAGUACUAGUAGCUUGGAACUGGACUUGAUAGCACGUAAUGUCUCGCACGCCAUGAUCGCUUCCCUUGAAGCUAAGUUUCGUGGAAGCGGUUCCCGGAUUUUAACCUAAGGUUCGGCUCCCA
Hordeum vulgare subsp. vulgare (domesticated barley) is the source of this 2078-nucleotide messenger RNA. RefSeq names its product tubby-like F-box protein 8. The coding region runs from base 492 to 1850 and encodes 452 amino acids. The transcript is spliced from 5 exons. Gene Ontology annotation, molecular function: protein binding. NCBI's taxonomy places the organism in Eukaryota, Viridiplantae, Streptophyta, Magnoliopsida, Poales, Poaceae. The record is from RefSeq and is a predicted model, not a curated record.